Messenger RNA from Scheffersomyces stipitis CBS 6054, 1044 nucleotides. RefSeq names its product farnesyltranstransferase (gene BTS1). The transcript has a single exon. The record is from RefSeq and is a predicted model, not a curated record. Gene Ontology annotation, molecular function: prenyltransferase activity. The coding region runs from base 1 to 1044 and encodes 347 amino acids. Gene Ontology annotation, biological process: isoprenoid biosynthetic process. Lineage: Eukaryota; Fungi; Ascomycota; Pichiomycetes; Serinales; Debaryomycetaceae.
AUGGAAGACCCGCAGAUCGACAUAGAUGUGCUCAUCAGGCCCGUAAACGGCUACGAUCGGCCAGAAAACGAACCCAUUCUGGAACCAUACCGGUACUUGGCCGAGAUUCCAGGCAAUAAUAGCAACGUUAGAGGCAAGUUCCUCGAGGCCUUCAACCGUCUUUACUUCCAUAUUGAACAGAAACCACUAUUGGAUGCCAUAGGCGACAUUAUUCUGAUUUUCCACAACGCUUCUCUUCUCAUAGACGACAUUGAAGACUCAUCUGAGUACAGAAGAGGAUUUCCAGCAGCCCACACGAAGUACGGAAUCCCACUAACUAUCAACUGUGGAAACCUAAUGUACUUUGUUGCACUCCAGAAAGCACAGAUCACCCUUCCACGUCUUUAUAGCGAUCUUAACUCCGAUUUAGAAAUCGACAUAGACAAACUCAAGUUCGAAACUUCACAGAUCUUGAUAGACGAAAUGUUGAAUCUUCAUCACGGACAAGGACUAGACAUCUACUGGAGAGACUACUUGCCAGAAACACAGGAAAGUUUGCCACUGGUUCAAGACUACUUGCUGAUGGUAAAGGACAAAACUGGUGGCUUAUUCCGGCUCUCAAUAAAGUUGCUUGCUCUCUUCUCUAAACGUGAAACAACUGAUCUCAUACCUAUAGCCAAUCUCUUGGGCAUAAUAUACCAGGUCAGAGACGAUUAUUUGAACUUGACAUCGUCCAAAUACUCCCAUAUGAAAGGAGUCGUAGGUGAGGACUUGGUAGAAGGAAAACUUUCAUUGCCCAUCUUGCACUGUUUGCAACUUUCAGACAAUUCGCCAGUUCACGAACUUUUGUAUAAUACACUGUCCAGCGAGGAGCGAAGAGAAAAACCCCAACUCAUAGCACAGUGUAUUGACUACAUGACAAAAGAUUCGGAAUCUCUACAAUUUACGUACGACUUGCUCCAGAAAUACCACGAUAAGGUAAAACUGAUGAUCGAGGAUACAGAAGUAGAUAAUGCUCUGGAUUCGAUGCUUUUUCAGAUAAUUGAUCAGUUGGGCCAAGUAUGA